Drosophila ficusphila is the source of this 619-nucleotide messenger RNA. Its product is annotated as lysozyme P-like. The coding region runs from base 109 to 534 and encodes 141 amino acids. NCBI's taxonomy places the organism in Eukaryota, Metazoa, Arthropoda, Insecta, Diptera, Drosophilidae. The transcript has a single exon. Gene Ontology annotation, molecular function: lysozyme activity. The record is from RefSeq and is a predicted model, not a curated record.
CCACAAUGUUGACUCAACUGCGACGACCUGAGUGCUCUUCUUGCUUAUAAAUAUUUCGCGACUGCAGUUCGAAUAAGCAGUGAAUAUUUGUAUUCCGUUGCCGGUAAAAUGAAAACUUUCAUUGUGAUUUGUGUCCUGUUUCUGGCAGCAGUUUCCACUGAAGCCAAAACGAUGGACAGAUGUUCCCUGGCUCGGGAGAUGGCCAAUCUGGGGGUUCCCCGGGAUCAGUUGGCCAAGUGGACCUGCAUUGCCCAGCACGAGAGUGAAUACAUUACUUCGGCUGUGGGAAAGCCCAACUCGAAUGGAUCCAAGGACUACGGAAUCUUCCAGAUCAACAACAAGUACUGGUGCCAGCCUGCUGAAGGUGGCUUUUCCUACAAUGAAUGUGGUGUGAGUUGCAACUCCCUCUUGACCGAUGAUAUAACGACAUCCGUGAGAUGUGCCCAGAAGGUCCUGCGACAGCAAGGAUGGACCGCCUGGUCCACCUGGAAGUAUUGCAGUGGAUCACUGCCCUCAAUCAACAGCUGCUUCUAAAACAAACAGCUUCACAGAAGUUCUCUACAAAUGCAAACAAAUAAUCUUACCCUAAAAAAUAAAACACCCCCAAAUUUUAAUGCUA